This is a messenger RNA of Cyclocybe aegerita, 813 nucleotides long. The record is from the annotation of a GenBank genome assembly. NCBI's taxonomy places the organism in Eukaryota, Fungi, Basidiomycota, Agaricomycetes, Agaricales, Hemipholiotaceae.
AUGACAACUGUCUCCAACCUUCUCAUGCCUACUGCUCUUAAGAAAGCCUCCUCCAAGGCCUCCUCCAAGGCCAAUGCGACUGCUUCCAAGUCCGCUGCUGCCACCCACCCUCCGUGGGUCGACAUGAUCAAGGAAGCCAUCACCACCCACCCAGAAGACGCUCGUGCAGGCGUUUCCCGUCCCACUAUCAAGAAGUUCAUCGAGACAAAGUACCACAUCGACUUCAACGCCUCCCACCUCGGCCAGCUCAACCGCGCCAUUGCCCACGGCAACGAGAAAGGCCUUUUCCUCCUCCCCAAAGGUCCCUCGGGCAAGCUCAAGCUUGCGUCCAAGGCCAAGCCACUCACGGACGCUGCGAAGGAGAACACCAAACCGGCUUCCAAGAAAUCUGCUGCCACCAAGCCUGCCACCAAAGCGAAGCGCGCCACAGCGAAAGCGACCACCGUGAAGAAGCCAGGCGCUGCAAAGGCAGACCCCGCCAAGCCCAAAGCGGCGAAACCCGCUGCUGGGUCCACCACCAACAAGAAACCGGCCCCAAAGAAGGCUGCUGCUCCGAAGAAGAGGACUGCGACGACUAAGAAGGUGGCCACCGCGAAGAAACCGGCUGCUGGCGCGAAGAAGACGUCCACUGCGAAGAAGGGCGCGGCCAAGAAGGCUGUCACUGGCGAGGCCAAAAAACCUGCGUCCAAGCCCAAGUCCAAGUCCACUACCGCGGCUGCUGCGACCAAGACCAAGCCCGCGUCAAAGGCUAAACCCGCGUCCAAAGCGAAGCCUGCGUCCAAGGCGAAGCCCGCCUCCAAGACGGAGGCUUAA